GAAAAUAUAGAGAGAGAGAGUGGGAGUUUCCGCGUAGACAGAUGAGACUGAGAAGAGACUGUUAAGAAGAAGAAAAGAAACAAAGGAAAAGAAAAAGCCUUCUUUGGUUUCGAUUUCUUAAAUCUGAACGAGUAGUAUAAUAAACGCUUUCUUUUCGACACCUAAGCAACAAGGAAAUCUGCUUCUUGCUUUCUUGACGAUUCACACCGGCUAUUCACACCACCCUCUCAUAAAUCUCUCUCUCUCUCUCGCUUUCUCUUUCCAUCUUUCUCUCUCUUCGAUCCAUUUCCGCGAGCAGAAUUAAAAUAUUACACUAGCUUUAGAUUUUUCUGGGUUAUUGUUAUGGAGGGUCAUCAUCAUCACCAUCACCAACAGCAGCAUCAUAUCGGCGUUAACGUUGACACGAGCGACAGAUUUCCUCAAUGGAGUCUCCAAGAAACGAAGGAGUUCUUGAUGAUCCGAGCAGAGCUGGAUCGAAAUUUCAUGGAAACAAAGAGGAACAAGAUUCUCUGGGAAGUCGUCGCCACAAAGAUGAAGGAAAAGGGUUUCAAUCGCAGCGCUGAGCAGUGCAAGUGCAAGUGGAAAAACCUCGUUACCCGUUAUAAGGGGUGUGAGACAAUGGAACCGGAAGCCACGCGGCAACAAUUCCCAUUUUACAAUGAACUUCAAGCGAUUUUCACUGCGCGGAUGCAGAUAAUGUUAUGGGCGGAAGCCGAAGGAGGGUCGAAAAAGAAGGCGGCGCAGCUGUCAUCGGACGACGAGGAGGACAACGAAGAAAGUGAGGGAGAGAAGGGUAGCAGUAGGAAGAAGCAGAUGACAAAAAAGGGGAAGAGUAAUAUUAUUGGAAGUAGCAGUGGUGGUGGUGGGAAUAAUAUGAACGGGUUGAAGGAGAUAUUAGAUGAGUUCAUGAAGCAACAGAUGCAAAUGGAGAUGCAAUGGAGGGAAGCGUUGGAGGCGAGGGAAAAUGAGAGGAGGUUGAAGGAGAUGGAGUGGAGGCGGACGAUGGAAGCGCUGGAAAGCGAGAGAAUAAUGAUGGAACAGAGGUGGAGAGAGAGGGAAGAGCAAAGGAGGAUGAGAGAGGAGGCUAGGGCUGAGAAGAGGGACGCUCUAAUCACAGCUCUUCUAAACAAGCUCAGGCGAGAGGGUAAUUAGACAACUCGAGCUAAAAAGCUGUUGACUAUCCAAGAACUUGUAUACAAUCAUUUUCAUUUUUCAAUGUGCUAGCUUCUAUUGAAUUUUUCAUUACUUGUAUAUAUCUUAAUUUGUAGCCAUUGUGUGCAAUUUCUCUAAUAUUAAUGACUC
Messenger RNA from Alnus glutinosa, 1302 nucleotides. Its product is annotated as trihelix transcription factor GT-3b. The record is from RefSeq and is a predicted model, not a curated record. The transcript is spliced from 3 exons. Lineage: Eukaryota; Viridiplantae; Streptophyta; Magnoliopsida; Fagales; Betulaceae. The coding region runs from base 343 to 1152 and encodes 269 amino acids.